Messenger RNA from Pygocentrus nattereri (red-bellied piranha), 2681 nucleotides. It is a transcript of the gene rhbg, whose product is annotated as Rh family B glycoprotein. The record is from RefSeq and is a predicted model, not a curated record. The transcript has 10 exons. Gene Ontology annotation, molecular function: ammonium channel activity. The coding region runs from base 119 to 1510 and encodes 463 amino acids. Gene Ontology annotation, biological process: ammonium homeostasis; ammonium transmembrane transport. Lineage: Eukaryota; Metazoa; Chordata; Actinopteri; Characiformes; Serrasalmidae. Gene Ontology annotation, cellular component: plasma membrane.
CAGACUUCAGUGUCACUCUGAGCCAAAAAGCUGCUCUCCAGGGUCUGUGUGACCAGCUCAGUCUUGAGAGAGAGAGAGAGAGAGAGAGAGAGAGAGAGAGAGAGAACUAAGCAACACCAUGGCUGAACAUAACACCAACAUGCGGCUGAAACUGCCAGUCAUGUGCAUCGUGUUGGAGGUCAUUCUCAUCAUCCUCUUUGGAGCAUUUGUGGAGUACCACCCCGAUGCUCAUGCCCGCGGCUGGCAUCAGUACGACGUGAACAACAAGACAAGUAAUCCCGACUACGAGAACGAAUUCUACUACCGCUAUCCCAGCUUCCAGGAUGUACACGUGAUGAUCUUCAUCGGUUUUGGAUUUCUUAUGACAUUUCUGCAGCGCUAUGGCUUUAGCAGUGUUGGAUUUAACUUCCUCAUUGCUUCAUUUUCACUGCAAUGGGCAACACUCAUGCAGGGUUUUCUUCAUGGCAUGCAUGACAGUAAGAUCGAGGUUGGAGUGGAGAGCAUGAUAAAUGCAGACUUCUGCACUGGCUCUGUGCUGAUCUCAUUCGGGGCGGUACUAGGGAAAACUAGCCCAGUCCAGCUGCUUGUAAUGGCUAUAUUUGAAGUCACACUGUUUGCCAUAAAUGAAUUCAUUCUCCUCUCUGUUUUUUAUGCAAAAGAUGCUGGAGGUUCCAUGACCAUCCAUACAUUCGGAGCAUACUUUGGUCUGAUGGUGGCACGAGUGCUAUACAGGGAAAACCUGGAGAAGAGCAAGAGCAGGAGCACCUCUGUCUACCACUCUGACCUCUUUGCUAUGAUUGGUACCAUCUACCUGUGGAUUUUCUGGCCCAGCUUCAACUCGGCCAUCACUGCUCAUGGAGAUGAUCAGCACCGCACUGCCCUCAACACAUACUACUCUCUGGCUGCCUGCACUCUUGCCACAUAUGCCUUCUCUGCUCUAGUCAAUCACGAGGGAAAACUCGACAUGGUGCAUAUUCAGAAUGCAGCAUUGGCUGGUGGUGUUGCUGUAGGAACUGCUGGUGAGAUGAUGCUGACUCCAUUUGGCUCCAUGAUUGUCGGAUUCUUGGCUGGAACAAUCUCAGUGCUGGGCUAUAAGUACCUCUCACCUGUUCUAGAGUCAAAGCUGAAGAUUCAAGACACAUGUGGUGUCCAUAACCUGCAUGGAAUGCCUGGGGUACUGGGUGCUGUUGUUGGGAUCCUCACGUCUGUGGCAGCAAGCAAGGAGGUUUAUGGCAAUGGGUUGGGAGAUGUGUUUGAGAAAAUUCAAAAUGGAAGAGAUUCCUCCACUCAAGCUGCAAUGCAAGCUGCCUCUCUCGGUGUGACACUGGGCAUGGCCCUGUUAGGCGGACUCAUCGUUGGGUUAAUUCUGAAGCUGCCUAUUUAUGGAGCCCCACCAGACACCUUGUGCUAUGAGGAUGCAAUCUACUGGGAGCUGCCAGGAGAAGAGUCAGGCAGUGAAGAGCUGGCUUCAGUGAAAAUACCAGACGAGUCAGAGAAACUCAAUGGUUAAAUUACACAUCUACCUUUUGUGUUUGUUUUGUGUGUUUAUAUGUGUGUGAGAAGGAGAGUGCAUGUGUGUACGUGUCUACUGAUUUACCUGCCUCAAUACACAGGAUAUAUGCUCACAACUGAGUAUGAGUGCUGUAUUAACUGUGCCUACUGCAGAGGUGUGACUUUUACACAGACCUUAAUAUGCAGAAUGAUGUGUAAAUGUAUGUAGUUUCAUUUAUUUGGUUAUCUUGAGUAACUCCUCAGAUUUGGAAAUUUGUAUGAAUUUGUUUAUGCUUAUUGGAGUGUUUUACAUAUAAAUCACAAAAUAUCUGGAGAAGAAAUCUGUAAAACAAUGCAAAACUUAAAAUUACAGAAAAAAAGCAGGGAAGGUACAUGGAAUGAAAAAAAUCUGAUGGAUACUGUUAGAUGUGUAUCCUACGGAGCCCCUCUGGUGAUGUCCUGUAGUGAUAAAAAAUAAUGUGUGGGAAUGAGAUGAGUGCCUACAGGAUGUCACCAACGGGGCUCAGUAGUAUCCAGGGUAUAAGUAUAGGAAAAUUUCACUUUAGACCAUUCAGUUUAAGUUCUGUGGCAUUUUCUUCAUCACAUCAUAUCCCUUAUCAUAAACAUUUAGCUGUAUGACAGAAAUGGGUUAACAUGACGCCUUAAUGAAAUGAGCGCUUCCUCUCUCCAACCACCAGAUGGUGCUACAGUACUGCUGAAUUCUACUGGUGUACGCUGUGAAUGAUAUUGGGCCAGAUCACUGAUUAGGAGUUUCAUGCUCAUCUCACGCUGCCUUUCCGGUGGUUGCAUUUGUAAGGCCACUGAGAAUAUUUUAAGAGCUAUAAGACAAACCGCGGGUUGUUGUUUUCUUCCCUACAGGCUGCACGGCUAUACAAGAAACAGCCUAUUGAUUCCAUUAAGAAAAUUCAACGGCCCAAAUGUAUAUAAAUUAUAUACAUGUUCAUGUCUUAAACAGAAUAUGAUGGUAGUUAAAUGCUUUCACUUUGUAACUCCUUAUGCUAUCAUUUCGUUUUUUAAAGUUUGUUUUCAGUCAUCUUCCCAUACCGUAAAAAGUGCUUUGUAGCCUUGGUAUAUUUCUACUAUGAACCAGUUCUUCUUCUAAAGCAUUAGUAAAACAGAAACACGAGGGAACCUUUAUAUACUCCUUCAAUAAAGUCUACUGGCAUUUA